Messenger RNA from Elaeis guineensis (African oil palm), 3479 nucleotides. Lineage: Eukaryota; Viridiplantae; Streptophyta; Magnoliopsida; Arecales; Arecaceae. The record is from RefSeq and is a predicted model, not a curated record.
UUCUUUUUUUUUUUUUGGUUGGUUGGGGGGGCCGGGGGGGAUUUAUCAGAUAUCAUGCGAUUUCGCUUUUGAAUCAAUUAUUCUUUUAUUUCUCCAUUAACAGAUUUGUUUAAUGGUGGUUUUGAUGUGGGAAUUUCUGUGACGAAUAUCUUUGUUUGUUAAAUUUGACAAUUGCCGCUUUCUCGCUGUGGAGGCCUUUUCUUAGCUUUGUGAACCUUAUUGGUUGGUCGUUUGGAUUUUCUUUUUGCGAUGUAGAUCUUCUGUGAAAAAAAAAAUAUAGCCAAAAAGUUAUCAGCGUGGCUUCAUAUGGUUCCUUUCAACCUUAAUAGGGUUAAUGUGUGUAUCUGUGCUUGUCUUUGGGAUUUUUAUUUCUUAAAGAAAUAUUUUUUCCCCUGUUGGCAUUGCAAGCAAUAUAAUGGUUUUUGACUGAGUUUUUAGUCGAUGCUGGCCUAUGAUCUUCAUUUUGUUCAGUUUUCUUUUGUAAACUUAACACUGUUCUGUUUGUUCUCGAAGUUGAGUUGUCUGGUUUUAUCCCUUUUUGCAUUUACUUGGGUUGAAGCAAUUGCAACUUUUUCAGUUAAUCAAUUCUUGGUCUUUCAUCUACUGUUUUGUUCUUGUAUGUGAUUUAUAGGCUAAUUGUUGGAAUAAUUGCUCGAGACUCAAAUGAUGGACUUGCAAGCUUAAUAUACUUUUAUGAAGGGUCAAUUGAUCAAUUUUACAUUUGAUACAGUGAAAUCUGAUCAGCUUAUACUGUUAUAAAGUGUCAAUCAAUCAAUUUAACGUUUGAUACAGUGGAGCCUGAUUUGUUUUUACCUAGUGCAUGAAAUUGGCAUUACAUGCUAUCCAACACGCAGCAUAGGUGGCGCUGUAAGCUUGAGAUAUUCUUUUCUUUGAUGAUGGCUUCUGCUUCUGCUCGGUGCUCAUUUGGUAGUACGGCUUUGCUCCACAGUGAAUCUAGGUCCAAGUCUUUCCAAGCUGACUUCUUUGGGCUUCGUGACCAUGUGAAGAGGGAUUCUUCAAAAUGUAUUAUAUGCCCAAGUUCUCUGUCUACCUAUCCACUGAAGGGAUUUUGCAACCGAGUAACUGCAUUACCAGAUUUUGGUGAUUUCUUCUGGGAGAAGGCUCCUACGCCCAUACUGGACAUGGUUGAUUCACCAAUUCAUUUGAAGAAUCUGUCUCUCAAGGAACUAAAACAAUUAGCUAAUGAAAUCCGCUCUGAGAUAUCUUUUAUUAUGUCAAGGAGAUGCAUACCUUUUAAAGCUAGUCUUGCAGUUGUUGAGCUAACGGUUGCUAUCCAUCAUGUUUUUCAUGCUCCGAUGGAUAAAAUAUUAUGGGAUGUUGGUGAACAGACAUACGCACAUAAGAUUCUCACAGGAAGACGCUCUCUUAUGCACACAGUUAAGCAAAAAGAUGGUCUCUCAGGUUUCACAUCUCGUGCAGAGAGCGAGUAUGAUGCAUUUGGUGCUGCACAUGGAUGCAAUAGUGUCUCUGUGGGGCUUGGUAUGGCUGUUUCACGAGAUAUCAAUGGAAAGAAAAACUGUAUAGUGACAGUUAUAAGUAAUUGGACAACAAUGGCUGGUCAGGUGUAUGAAGCAAUGAGCAAUGCUGGUUAUCUUGAUUCAAACAUGGUAGUGAUACUAAAUGAUAGCCGACACUCCUUACAUUCUAAGCCAGAUGAAGGACCAAAAAUGACAAUCAAUGCACUUUCCAGCACUCUAAGCAAGCUUCAAUCCAGUAAAUCUUUUCGGAAAUUUAGAGAGGCAGCAAAGGGUGUUACCAAGAGGAUUGGUAAAGGGAUGCAUGAACUGGCAGCGAAAGUUGAUGAGUAUGCUCGUGGUAUGAUAGGUCCCCUUGGCGCAACUCUCUUUGAAGAACUUGGGCUUUAUUACAUUGGCCCAGUUGAUGGACACAAUAUUGAUGAUCUAAUUUGCGUACUUAAUGAAGUGGCAUCAUUGGAUUCAACUGGACCUGUAUUGAUUCAUGUUAUCACAGAGGAUGAAAAGGAGUCAGAAGAUAUUUAUAAAAGCAAGAAAACUCCUGAAGAACAAGGGACCUUAAAAUCCAAUUUGUUAGCAUCAUAUCCUAAAUCUAUAGGCAGCAGCUUCUCUAGAACAUACAAUGAUUGCCUUGUCGAAGCUUUGGUAGCAGAAGCAGAGAAGGACAAGAAAAUUGUGGUAGUCCAUGCAGGCAUGGGAACAGAUCCAUCACUUCAACUUUUUCAGUCGAUGUUUCCUGAAAGAUUUUUUGAUGUAGGCAUGGCAGAGCAACAUGCUGUUACUUUUGCUGCUGGUUUGGCCUGUGGUGGGUUAAAGCCAUUUUGCAUAAUUCCAUCUACAUUCCUACAAAGAGCAUUUGAUCAGGUCAUCCAAGAUGUAGAUCUGCAGAAAGUGCCAGUGCGAUUUGCAAUCUCAAGUGCAGGGCUGGUAGGAUCUGAUGGUCCAACUCAGUGUGGGGCAUAUGAUGUAACAUUCUUGGCAUGUUUGCCAAACAUGAUUGUCAUGGCACCAUCAAAUGGAGAUGAACUCAUUGACAUGGUAGUGACUGCUGCAUAUAUUGAAGACAGACCUGUUUGUUUCCGAUAUCCCAGGGGAGCUGUUGUGGGGAUCAGUGGUCCUCUAUAUCGUGCAACUCCCCUUGAGAUUGGGAAGGGAGAAGUUCUUGUGGAGGGGAAAGAUGUGGCAUUACUUGGUUAUGGAUCAAUGAUCCCAAAUUGCCUGAAGGCUCAGUUUUUGCUUGCUGGCAUUGGUGUCCGCGUGACUGUUGCCAAUGCAAGGUUCUGCAAACCACUUGACCUUGAACUUAUUCGAAGGUUAUGUAAAGAGCACGAGUUUCUUGUCACUGUUGAGGAAGGAACCAUUGGUGGGUUUGGUUCCCAUGUUUCACAGUUCAUGGCACUUGAUGGUUUGCUUGAUGGAAGGACCAAGUGGCGGCCUAUUAUAUUACCAGACAAGCACAUCGAGCAUGCUUCCCCAAAAGAACAGCUUGAAAUUGCUGGCCUGACGGGUCAUCAUAUAGCGGCCACAGCAUUGAGCCUGCUGGGACGACACCGUGAUGCCCUUCUGCUGAUGCGGUAGAGAGGUUUUAAAAUGUGAUGGCAAAGAAAGUGAUGCCAAAGAACAGCUUGUGUAUGGCAAAUUAUGUGUUAGGCAGCUCGCAAGCUCUCAUCUGUGCUGACUAAGUUUGACCAAUGUUCUCCCAGUUGGUAUCACAUUUAUUAGGCGCCAUGGGAUAUGUACUUGGAGAACGGCAUGGUUUAGCAAUUAAGCCUGGCUUUGGUAUGAUCCGUUAAAUAUUUUAGAGAGGGAUGGAAUGGGAGAUAGCAUUGCUGUACAGUCUUUUUACCUGAUUCAAAUGUUGUAAAUGCUGACCACAUCAAAUUCACUGCUUAGAACAGUUGUGUACACCUCAUAUUUGUACAAACCAGACCCACAGGUUCAUCAGAUCUUCCAUUGAAAUGUUCAUCCCUUGUAUUUUUUGUC